CGGGGCAAGUCCGGCGCCAAGCGCCUGGCCGGAGCCGCCUUCCCGGAGUCCUUUGCGCGGCACCUGGCGACAAAAUGGCUGCCCGAGGGAGACGGGCGGAGCCUCCGGGCCGGGAGGCGCCGGGCCCCGCGGGCGGCGGCGGCGUCGGGAGCCGAUGGGCUGAGUCUGGGCCCGGGACGUCGCCCGAGAGCGGGGACGAGGAAGCGUCGGGCGCGGGUUCUAGCCCGGUGUCGGGCGGUGUGAACUUGUUCGCCAACGACGGCAGCUUCCUGGAGCUGUUCAAGCGGAAGAUGGAGGAGGAGCAGCGGCAGCGGCAGGAGGAGCCUCCCCCGGGCCCGCCGCGACCCGACCAGCCUGCCGCCGCCGCCGCCGCCGCGGGCCCUGGGGAUCUGAAGAGGAAGGGCGGCCCGGGCCCUACGCUCAGCUUCGUGGGCAAGCGCAGAGGCGGGAACAAACUAGCCCUCAAGACGGGAAUAGUAGCCAAGAAGCAGAAGACGGAGGAUGAGGUAUUAACAAGUAAAGGUGAUGCGUGGGCCAAGUACAUGGCAGAGGUGAAAAAGUACAAAGCCCAUCAGUGCGGCGAUGAUGAUAAAACUCGGCCCCUGGUGAAAUGACCCCCUUCCCCCGCCUGCCUACGGCCUGGGACUCUCUGCGAUGUACAUAACUAUUUAAUGCAGCGGCAGCGGCGGCAGCCUUUCCCCUCCCCAAGGACUUCUACACAGAAGGAAAUCGAGAUGCUUCCCGCAGCCGCGGACGAUUCUCCAGGACUCUUUUUUACCUUGAGCACUUGCCUCCUGAGACUUCAUAGAACAGUGGUUUACUGUCCCCUCUCCUCCUACCUCCUCGCUCUCUCUGGCUUUUUCUGUCUUCCUCCCCAUCCCACCCACCCACCCCACCCCACCCCACCCCUUAGCCAUCACUUCUGGGAAGUAAAGAACUUGACUUAGUGC
Messenger RNA from Acinonyx jubatus (cheetah), 950 nucleotides. RefSeq names its product telomerase RNA component interacting RNase (gene TRIR). NCBI's taxonomy places the organism in Eukaryota, Metazoa, Chordata, Mammalia, Carnivora, Felidae. Gene Ontology annotation, molecular function: 3'-5' exonuclease activity; 5'-3' exonuclease activity. The transcript has 3 exons. The record is from RefSeq and is a predicted model, not a curated record. The coding region runs from base 75 to 614 and encodes 179 amino acids.